AUGGUUACGCACAAAACGUCGCUUAUCCCACCCCCCCUCAAAUACAACCACCACCCCCCAUCCGCUUCGCUCCCCCCGAGCCAGCGUCCAGCCAUGUCUGGUGCCCCACCAGCUCAGCAAGGCAGAGCACCCCCGCCCGCCGUCUUACCCUCGAGGCCAAGUGACGGGCAAAGACGGCCGCAGCAGGCGGACUAUUACCCUCAACAACCGCAACCCCAGCAACCCCUUCUCCAACGACAACCCUCCUCACCACAGCCAGACUCGAGGCUACAGCGUCAGCCAUCUAGACCAAACCAAUACCCUCCCCAGCAGCCAGACCUCCCAGCACCCGCUUUCAUGCAAGCUGCCCCAUUAUUACCCCCAUCCGCCUCUUUAUCCACCUCGGACUCGUCAGCAACGUUAUCCAGCAUGCCCUCCUCAUUUCGCUCAUACAACUCGGAAAGCAUGCUCAUAAGAGGAAAAGCGGAUGACGACCUCGAAAACACUGAUGCGUUUUGGCGCCGCUUCAAUACCAGUGCAGUCAAUGCGCAGCAGCCAGACGCGGAGAAAAGCUCUUGGCUGGGGAAAAACGAGGGUAAGACCUCGCGCUAUUAUCGUGUGAUGUGGCUAGUCGGCUUCGUCUUCGUAAUCCUUGCUGCUGGUGGUAUUGGCAUUGGUGUCUUCCUUUCAUUCCGUAGCGGCAAUUCCAACACACGACCUGGUGCGUUGGGUGGCUCUGCGGACAACACGUCGGCCGGUGGGAUAGCUGCUACCCUUGGUGGUGGACAAGCCCCAGCUCAAAGUGUCGCUCCAGCCGCCACCCAGACCGGUCUACACGUCAGCCCGACAAACACGGUCGACUAA
Molecule: messenger RNA, 843 nt
Organism: Mycena indigotica
Lineage: Eukaryota; Fungi; Basidiomycota; Agaricomycetes; Agaricales; Mycenaceae
Exons: 3
Coding region: 1-843 (280 amino acids)
Source: RefSeq, a predicted model, not a curated record